Messenger RNA from Dentiscutata heterogama, 183 nucleotides. The record is from the annotation of a GenBank genome assembly. Lineage: Eukaryota; Fungi; Glomeromycota; Glomeromycetes; Diversisporales; Gigasporaceae.
ACAUUGCAUACCAAUAUUUUAAGAAUAUAAUGUAUUCUUGUGUUGGAGAAAGGUUCAAGGACGAUUCUGCUGAAAAAUAUAACCAAUUUAAAUAUACUGCAAUGACAGCUGAUGACAUCAAAGAAAAAUAUUUAAAAGACAAUUGGAUUAAUGCCUGUGCUUUAUAUAGUGAAGGUAGUGAAG